Cyprinodon variegatus (sheepshead minnow) is the source of this 1763-nucleotide messenger RNA. RefSeq names its product plexin A3-like. The coding region runs from base 108 to 1763 and encodes 551 amino acids. Gene Ontology annotation, molecular function: semaphorin receptor activity; protein binding. NCBI's taxonomy places the organism in Eukaryota, Metazoa, Chordata, Actinopteri, Cyprinodontiformes, Cyprinodontidae. Gene Ontology annotation, cellular component: semaphorin receptor complex. The record is from RefSeq and is a predicted model, not a curated record. The transcript has 6 exons. Gene Ontology annotation, biological process: regulation of GTPase activity; semaphorin-plexin signaling pathway involved in axon guidance; regulation of cell shape.
AGUGACUCGGACUCUCUGUGUCUCUGCAGACAUGAACUCCUGAAGACGAGUCUCCAUCAGACCUGCAGUCAGCUCUUCACUCCUCCAUCCCUCCUCCUCUCUUCACCAUGCCCCCCUCCUCUCUUUCCUCUCCUCUUCCUCUCCUUCCUCUUCUCUCCUUCCUCCUCUUGGUGCCGGCUCUUCCCACCCCUCCCUCCCCAGAGUCCCGCAGGGCGGACUACAAACCCCCCGACACUUCCUUCACCCACCUGACGGUCCACCAGAGGACGGGCGAGGUGUUUGUCGGCGCCGUCAACCGGGUCAUCAAGCUGUCCCCCGACCUGGUGGAGCAGAAGAGUCAUGUGACCGGACCGGUGGAAGACAACGCCAAGUGUUACCCGCCCCCCAGCGUCAGGGCGUGCGCUCACCGGCUGGACUAUACAGACAAUGUGAACAAGCUCUUACUGGUGGAUUAUACUGGGGACAGACUGGUGGCGUGCGGCUCCAUCUGGCAGGGGGUCUGCCAGUUCCUCAGGCUGGACGACCUCUUCAAGCUGGGAGAACCUCACCACCGGAAGGAGCACUACCUGUCUGGAGCCAAGGAGCCUGAUGGGAUGGCAGGUGUGGUGGUCGGAGAGGAAGACUGGACGUCCGAGUCUCGCAGGAAGAAGCCGCUGAAAGGCAGCAGCCGCCUGUUCAUCGGCGCCGCCAUCAACGGGAAGUCGGAGUACUUCCCCACCCUGUCCAGCAGGAAGCUGGUGGCCGACGAGGAGAGCGACCACAUGUUCCUGCUGGUUUACCAGGAUGAGUUUGUGUCCUCGCAGAUCAAGAUCCCGUCGGACACGCUGUCCACGUACCCGGCCUUUGACAUCUACUACGUGUACGGCUUCUCCAGCCGCACCUACGUCUACUUCCUGACGCUGCAGCUGGACACGCAGCUGACCCAGAUGGACGCCGGCGGCGAGAAGUUCUUCACCUCCAAGAUCGUCAGGAUCUGCUCCAACGACACCGAGUUCUACUCCUACGUGGAGUUUCCUCUGGGCUGCACCAAAGACGGCGUGGAGUACCGUCUGGUCCAGGCCGCCUACAAGCAGAAACCGGGCCGGCGGCUGGCCCAGGCGCUCGGCCUGUCCGAGGACGACGACAUCCUGUUUGUGGUCUUCUCACAGGGUCAGAAGAACCGCUCCAACCCGCCCAGAGAGACGGUCCUUUGUCUCUUCACCCUGCAUGACAUCAACCUGGCAAUGAAGGAACGGAUCCGGUCCUGUUACCGUGGAGAGGGACAACUCACGUUACCAUGGUUACUCAACAAAGAGAUUAACUGCAUCCACACGCCGAAGCAGAUUGGAGACGAUUUCUGCGGCCAGGUGCUGAACCAGCCGCUGGGAGGCCUGAGGGUGAUCGAGGGACACCCGCUGUACGAGGACCGCACCGAGGGGAUGGGCGCCGUGGCGGCCUACACCUACGGAGAACACACUGUGGUGUUCGUGGGAACCAGGAGCGGACAGCUGACCAAGGUAGGAUGGAUGGAUGGAUGGAUGGAGACGCUGGAGCAGGUGGAGGAGCAGAGAGGCGCCGUGAUUGGCCGACGGAGCGUGUGGCGCGGCGGCGUGUUUCCUCUCCCCUUCAGGCCCGUUUGUUUUGGAAGCAGAACAAAGACCUCCACACACACCCAUCCUCCUGGGACCCCCCAGCCUUCCUGCCGCCGCAGCGUUCUGGUGACAUCACCCCCUGUCUGGACCAAUCAGCUGUCAGAUCAGCUGAUAUUAUUCCUGCCUCCAUAG